CCAUCUCACUGCAAAACAAUUUCCUCACUAUCUAUCCUCCAAAUCACAAAAAAAUAUUUCUGUCAUUCUCUUCUCUAUCGUUAUGGCUUCAUCACUUCUGACAUCUUCCGGAACGAUCCCUACCACCGGUUCCAACAUGGUUGUCCGGUCAUUCUUACCCUUUGGAUCUGUCCGCUUGAUCCGUCCGUACAACAAGUCGUUCUUGGCCAUCUCAUGUUGCUCCUCUGUGUCCGAAAAAGCUGAGACUAGUGCUACUGACUUGAAGCCUGUCGUGGAACGGUGGCCAGAGUAUAUUCCGAACAAGCUCCCCGACAAGAACUAUGUGCGUGUAUUCGACACGACGCUCCGUGACGGCGAACAAUCUCCCGGAGCAGCACUUACUCCACCACAUAAGAUAGAGAUUGCUUGGCAGCUCGCUAAGCUCCGAGUAGACAUCAUGGAAGUUGGUUUCCCUGCGUCUUCAGAGGAAGAGUUUGAAACCAUCAAAACCAUCGCCAAGACCGUGGGGAACGAGGUGGAUGAGGAAACAGGUUAUAUCCCAGUGAUAUGCGUCAUCGCACGAAGCAAAGAAAGAGAUAUUAAAGCGGCUUGGGAGUCAGUGAAGUACGCAAAGAGGCCGAGGAUACUCAUAUUCACUUCUACUAGUGACAUUCACUUGAAAUAUAAGUUGAAAAUGAAUAGGGAAGAAGUCCUCGAGAUGGUCGUACGUAGUAUUAAGUUUGCUAAAAGUUUAGGCUUCGAAGACAUCGAAUUUGGUUGUGAAGAUGGCGGCAGGUCGGACAAGGAUUAUAUAUGCAAGGUUUUUGAAGAAGCGAUCAAAGCGGGUGCAACCACCCUGGCCUGCCCGGACACGGUGGGGAUCAACAUGCCCCGAGAAUACGGAGAGCUUUUGAGAUACGUUAAAGCAAACACUCCUGGAAUUGAUGAUGUUAUCUUGAGCACUCAUUGUCACAAUGACCUUGGUGUUGCUACCGCCAACACAAUCGCCGGUAUAUCUGCGGGAGCACGACAAGUCGAUGUAACAAUCAAUGGAAUAGGUGAAAGAAGUGGAAAUGCACCGCUUGAAGAGGUCGUGAUGGCUUUGAAAUGUCGAGGAGCAUACCUGAUGGGUGGUGUUUACACAAGAAUAGACACACGCCAAAUUAUGGCUACUAGCAAGAUGGUUCAAGAAUAUACUGGCUUGUAUGUUCAACCACACAAGCCUAUAGUUGGAGCCAACUGUUUUGUUCAUGAGAGCGGCAUUCACCAGGAUGGGAUAUUGAAAAAUCGGAGUACAUAUGAGAUCUUAUCACCAGAAGAUAUUGGGAUUGUAAAAUCUGAAAAAUCCGGCAUUGUUCUUGGAAAGCUUAGUGGACGUCAUGCAGUGAAAGGUCGACUGAAAGAGUUGGGAUAUGAAAUCAAUGAUGAGAAAUUGAACGAGGUUUUCUCACGGUUCAGAGAUUUAACCAAGGAGAAAAAGAGAAUCACGGAUGAUGAUCUCAAGGCAUUAGUAAUGUGUGGUGAUGAAAUCUUCUCCUCCGAGAAGUUAAACGGCAAAGAAAUCAAUAGUAACAGCUAUGUACCAGCCCCUCAAAUUUCCUCCGCGGUAUAACACGUUUUAUGUUUAUCUACCAAUGAAAAAUCAAGUCGCAUUUGAUAUACAUAUUUUGUGGUAAUGAAUAAAACAAUAUUGAGAUGAAAAACUUAAGUACUAAUUAAUCACUUACCUGGGAGGUGCAAAGGGUUCAAUUUGUCACCCACCUACCGAACUGGUGUUGACAUAAGCGAAUCAAAUAUGAGACCGAUUUGGUAUUUAUUUGAGACGCAUAAAACCAUUUGUAUGAAUAUAUAAACACGUAUAAUUAAUGAAUAAGUUGAUAAAAUAUAAACUAAGAUCAUCCAGUUUUGACAAAAGCGCGUUGUCAUGAACAUGAAGUGAUGGAGGCGAAGUCAAAGAGCUUAAUUUUAUACCGUCCAAAGCUUCAGAUGUUUAGUUAGUGGAAACCACGUCCCAACGUAGUGCCGAUCGUUUUAUUAAGAACCACUCACACGUCACAAUUAAACCGUUUUAACUUUUAAUUACAACAGUUAUUCAAGUCUCCAUGAGUAAGUAUAUCAGGGCAGGUAAUAGGAAAAACAAGGUGAAAUAUUCGUAUUCUCCCCUGAACUUUAAAAAUCUAUUAUACGUAUGUCAAUCUUUAGAAAUUUUUUUUAAAUUUUUUUUUUUU
Molecule: messenger RNA, 2207 nt
Organism: Eruca vesicaria subsp. sativa (arugula)
Lineage: Eukaryota; Viridiplantae; Streptophyta; Magnoliopsida; Brassicales; Brassicaceae
Source: the annotation of a GenBank genome assembly